Messenger RNA from Diprion similis, 1798 nucleotides. Its product is annotated as CUE domain-containing protein 1. NCBI's taxonomy places the organism in Eukaryota, Metazoa, Arthropoda, Insecta, Hymenoptera, Diprionidae. The record is from RefSeq and is a predicted model, not a curated record. The transcript is spliced from 4 exons. Gene Ontology annotation, molecular function: ubiquitin binding. The coding region runs from base 142 to 852 and encodes 236 amino acids.
UGCGUCAUACGUACGAUAAAUAUUUCGAAAUGAAUAUUACUGUUAGCGACAUAGUCACCGCUCCGCGUGAUACAACUACGGCUAUAAUUGCUCGACCGUCGCCGCGUUGGUAAUGCCAAAGUAGGAGAGCGCACAUUUGCCAUGGCGUCUGCUGCAGAACAACAACAGACUACCCUGGAAUUUUACCAGGCAAUGGCUGACUUCAAAAACAUGUUUCCACAGAUGGAUGAUGACGUUAUCGAGGCUGUGUUACGUUCGAACCAGGGUGCGGUUGACACGACCAUCGAUCAGCUACUGGCAAUGAGCACGGACAAUGAGAACGAAAAGAUCAGGAGUGAGAUUGAGCAGAGCGAAGAUUCGUCUGAAGAUAAUCAGGCUAAAAUCGAGCCUUGCAAGUCAUUGAAGAGUAUUCACAAGUGGCAGCCCCCCUUGCUAGGUCCGUUGCCAGACACAUUUCUGAGGCUUCCCAGACAGUGGAGCGAGAACUGCGAGGCCCCAGAGUCUGGAAUCGCGUUAGAGGGUUCCACGAUGGAGGACGAACGUAUUGCAAUUUUUCUUCAGAACGAAGAAUUCAUGGCAGAACUGAGGUGGAAUGAAGAUUUCCUUUCUACCUUGGCUAGCGAUACUAAAUUAGACGAAUGUGAGAAGUCUGCUGGCACAGUAAACCACGACGAUGAGGAUUUAUUCAAAGAAAGAUUAAGAAAUAUGGGUAAAGUUUCACGUCGUAAAUUUGCCCAGCUCACCAAGGUGUUCACACGGAGUAAGAAACGUGGUGGAAGACAGCUGCUACCGCCCACGCCGUCGUGUGACGACCUUUUAGAAUCUGAGGAGAUAUCCAGAUCUCGAAACUAGGAUUUCACUCGCUCUCCAGUCCUUGCUCGAAAGGAACUGAGUUAUAAUCUCUAAUCCACACCGUUGCCCUGGCCAGAUUAAAUAAAAUUCAGGCUAAAAAUAUAUGUGAUGUAGAAAAAAAGUAGCCAUGUUGCUGAUUAUCAAGUAAAGCAAAGAUUCUAGUCAUGCAAGUAGGAGAAAAGACUGGACAUCAUCCUAAGAAUCAGAGGAAGCAAAUAUAACAAUGCAGGUAAAUAGAAGCCCCAACAAGCUAUAUUAAAAUAAUAACCCAAAAUAUACUUAUAUUGUCGCUAUAAUUACAACAAACUUCAUAAUUAUUGAGGUGAAGAGACAUUGUCGAAAAUAGUCAAUUCCCUCCAUACACCUUAAAGAAGUGGUAACUCUCACACGUAAUUAAAUCAGAGAUAUUUAGUCGUCAAUUUUCAUUGUCUGAAAUCAAAUGAAAAUUUACCUCCCAAAGGGCACUUUCCGAAUUGCGCAAAAUUAUCCAAGAAUCUAAUUUAAUACCUAUUUAAUUCAUAAAACGAAUUACUUCUGGCUAGUCUCACAGCAGAAGCUAAGAACCCUGAACAAUUAACUUUCAAUUGGUGCAUCAAGAUAAAGCGCAACCAUUCUCAUUUCAAUAUGAGUACGUGUACUUAUCAGCAAACUGUUCAAUAUUAGAAUUGUAAGAGCAACGUGAUCUCUUCUGUUCGGCGUAUCUAGUCAUCUAUCUGUCUACCAGUCGUUUAAUGUAAUAUACUACUGAUAAUACUGUUACUUUAGUAUAGUUUAUACUUAAGAAAAAAUCUAGUACAGACUUUGAAAUUCGUCAGACAUACCAAUAAAAAAAUUUCGCGGCAGAAAUUUAAGGCACACUUAUGGAAAACCUGAUACCCACAGUGUGAUAGUUCGAAACCAAGGUGAGAUGACACAUUUAAAGUACAAACUGAAACUAGUAUCAGUA